CUACUGGGGUUUCUGUUUCAGGUUCCAUCAGUCCCUGAAGAGUUGUUUUUUACCACUGAUGUCAGGCAGGAGGGAUUGAUGAUGGAUCCUGUGACAUCUGCUCAGGCUUUGGACUGUGUACCCUUGGUGGAUCAGCAGUUACUUUAUACCUGCUGUCCCUAUCUUGGUGAGCUGCGGAAACUACUUGCCUCUUUUGUGGCUGGUAGUGGAGCAAAAAAUGGUGGCUUUAUAAGGAAAAUCACUCCCACCGCUGCAGAGUCCUUGGCACCCAAGGCUUCUGUCACACAGCGGAAACUGCAGGCAGAGUUGGAACAGGCCUUCUUCCACAACCAGCCUCCGUCCCUACGGAGAACAGUUGAAUUUGUGGCAGAGAGGGUGGGAUCCAACUGUGUUAAGCACAUCAAGGCAACACUGGUAGCAGAGUUGGUUCAAAGGGCUGAAGUCAUGUUACAGGAGAAGGUGACGGAGGAGGACGCUAAUCAUGACAAGCUGCUUGAAGAGGUGUGCGCGCAUCUGUAUGAGGAAGGGGCCCAGGCACUCAUCAGAGGCAGAGAAUUUUGCAGAAAGAAAGGUCCUGAGGCAGUAAGGGUGUUGUUGCCAGAAGAGACAUCUGCAGCAGUUUUAAGUAGUGCAGAAGACAUUGCAGUGGAACUGGCUACUGAGAAAGCCUGUGGCUGGCUUUCUGCCAACAUUGCAGCACUCAUCAAAAGAGAAGUGAAGGCAACCUUCAACAGAAUGCUGAAAGUCCCAGGACUUCCCUUGCCUGGCGAGGAUGCUCUGGAGUUGAGAAGGGACUGCCCGCCAGGCUGUCAGCACUCUGCUCCGUUUCCCUCCCAAAUCAUCAAUGAGAUGAAGGAUGUGCUGUGUGUCGCUGUGGGCCCACGGGAUGAGGGUGAAGUGAUUGACUAUGCCUGGCUGGAGUGCUUGCUAGGAAGACUGCAUCAGACGCUUCGCUGCAGAAAGUUCAUGUGUCCCACAUCAGAACAGCAGCUGGCAAAGUGCACGGUUGAGUUGGCUUCUUUGCUGGUUUCAGAUCGUGUUCCUCUGAGCCUUGGGAUCAAGUCCCCAGAGAAGAGCUCCGGGAGGCUGCGUGUAAAGAAUAAUCCCACCUGUGGCCUUCUGAAACUGCUGCUUUCUGUCUGGAAGGAGGACUUUGGGACACCUGUUCCCGUGCAGCUGCUGUUCAGCAAGAAGAACAUAGGUUAUCUCGCCGAUGUUAAACAGCGAGAGUGGGAUUUGUUCCUUUUCAUGCUUCAUGGUCUUGUAGAACAUGAACUAAUGAGAACCAGUGAAAUAGAGAGUUGCUUGCGUAGCCAGAAAGAGCUCCCUUGGCCCUCAGAUUUCUUAAAAGAACUGGAAGCGCUGUCCAGAGUAUUUCUAUCAGAACAUCGUACAGAAGAGCACAGGGCUAACCCUUGUGAGGUGACCAGACAAUCUCUAGGUACCGUGACAGCACAAAGUUAG
Molecule: messenger RNA, 1464 nt
Organism: Pterocles gutturalis (yellow-throated sandgrouse)
Lineage: Eukaryota; Metazoa; Chordata; Aves; Pterocliformes; Pteroclidae
Product: codanin-1-like
Exons: 13
Biological process (GO): chromatin organization
Cellular component (GO): nucleus
Source: RefSeq, a predicted model, not a curated record